Messenger RNA from Physella acuta, 3104 nucleotides. RefSeq names its product presenilin-2. Gene Ontology annotation, biological process: calcium ion homeostasis; membrane protein ectodomain proteolysis; amyloid-beta formation. Lineage: Eukaryota; Metazoa; Mollusca; Gastropoda; Physidae. The record is from RefSeq and is a predicted model, not a curated record. Gene Ontology annotation, cellular component: gamma-secretase complex; membrane. Gene Ontology annotation, molecular function: aspartic endopeptidase activity, intramembrane cleaving.
UCAGAGACUGAAUGCACAGAGACAAAGGGGAAGUUAUCUGGCCAAUAGAAAUACAUUUUUUUUUAAUACUUGGAAGUAUGUUGACAGCGAUAAUGACUGCCAAGCUCUAAAAGUUUUGAGUUAUUCCAAAAACCAUUUCUUCAUGAGUUCGUUAGAUAGUCCUGUAAGGGGCUCUCCUGAGACUAGCACUCCGGAUGGUUCUCCUACAGAAAGAACAAGCUUAAUGAGUGGUAUAAACAAUAGCGGCAGAGGGGAUAGGGGUGGGGGAUUUUUUUCUGAGAAUCAUGAAGCUUUACCUGAGACUGAUAUAAUUAACCCAAAUAUAAACACAAAUGCAAAUGAAGAAAGCGCAAGCACUCCUGCUGCUCAGGCUCAGGCUAGUGGCAGCAAGAAAAAAAAUCCGUCAAAGAAACGCAAGCGGCCUAAUCCACCUAGCCAACAGCAAGAGGAGGAGGAAGAAGACACACUGUUAUAUGGAGCUAAGCAUGUCAUAAUGCUGUUUGUCCCUGUCACUCUGUGCAUGGUUGUUGUUGUGGCAACCAUCACCUCCAUCACAUAUUACACAGAAAAGGGUGUUUACCUAAUUUACACUCCAUUUCAUGAUAAAACUGAAAACACAGGCACAAAAAUUUGGCAGUCUAUGGCCAAUGCUGGUAUUAUGUUAAUAGGGAUAGUUGUAAUGACAGUGGUUUUGUUACUACUCUAUAAAUAUAAAUGUUAUAAGCUAAUCAAUGGGUGGCUAGUGUUAUCUUCAGUCAUGCUGCUGUUUAUCUUUUCAUAUAUAUAUUUAGAACAAAUUCUCCGCGCCUAUAAUGCUCCUAUGGAUUAUAUCACAACUGCAAUCAUAAUGUGGAACUUUGGGGUUGGUGGAUUGUUUUGUAUCCAUUGGAAAGGACCGUUACUCUUACAACAAGCUUACCUAAUCAUGGUAAGUGCCUUGGUGGCCCUCAUGUUCAUCAAAUAUUUGCCAGAUUGGACUACUUGGGCAGUACUUGCUGUUAUGGUCAUUUGGGAUCUAGUGGCAGUUCUUUGUCCAAAAGGUCCUCUUAGAAUGCUGGUUGAAACAGCCCAGACUAGAAAUGAGCCUAUAUUCCCAGCUCUAAUUUAUUCUUCAACAAUGGUUUGGCAGAUAACAAUGGCAGAUGUGGAUGAUAUUCCAAAGAAACCAAAAAAGAAAAAAGGAAAAAAAAUUGAUGGUGCCCAUAACAUGAACAACUCGUCAACAAGUCUAGAACCUGACAAUGAUGGUGCUGUUGGAUCCAAGGAGCAAAUAGUUAAUGGUACCAGAACAGAGUUUGAGUUUACAGAUAACACAGAUUCACAAGCAGCUCGUAGGGCUGUGCAGGCUUUUGGUGACAUGACUCAAUAUGUUGAGGGAGCUCAAAGAAAUUCUGAGACUUUAGACAGGUCAUCGCCUGUUUUAAGUGAAGGAACUGCUGUUGAUAUACCACCUACAGUUCCUUCUCCUACAGCUGUGUCAGUUACCCUCAGCCCAAUACCAGUACCACCACCGAUAACAUCAAACAGAAAUGCCCCAACAGAAUCAGAUGAAGAAAGAGGAGUAAAAUUAGGUCUGGGCGAUUUCAUUUUUUAUGGUGUACUGGUUGGCAAGGCAGCUUCAAAUGGUGACUGGAACACAACAAUAGCUUGUUUCGUUUCUAUUCUGAUUGGCCUGUGUUGUACGUUGUUGUUGUUAGCCAUCUUUCGCAAAGCUUUACCAGCACUUCCAAUAUCUCUCACUUUUGGGUUAGUUUUUAACUUUGCUACAAGUGCUCUUGUGAAGCCAUUUAUGGACAGCUUAGCCAGUGAACAGGUUUACAUAUAACUCUUUAAAUAUUUUUUUUUAGGUAAAUGUUUCAUUUUGUGACAUCAAUAUUAUGAAGUCCAUUUUCUGUGUUUUAAGUUUUAGCCACACAUUUUUUAAAAACAAUCUAGCGAAGAUACAAAGGAUGUUUACUUGGACAACCAAUUUAAAUUACUACAAUUUUUGUUCAAAGGUAAUUUGUUUCAGAUCACUUUUUUUCAAAUGCAAGAAUUAUUUCAUACCUAACUUAGAAAGAAUUGUUAACUUAUAGGAUAUACCUGGAUUUCAGCAUAGAGAUGAGUUAUGUUUUUGAUUUAUAUCAAAUGCCACUAGAAAUAAUUUAUAACACAUGAAAAUAAAAUGUAAAUAUCUGCAACACUCAAGUCUCAUGUAGUGAAUACUGGAUGCAUGUAAUGUUAUAAAAAUUGUGUUAAUCACUCAUAAAUAUCUUAAUAAAGCAAUGAUAUGUACAAUAUUUACAUUCCUUUUCUAGUUGUCUUAUUACAAAAUAGUAUUUAAAUACUGACAUCUUAAAAUGUUUACACACUGCUUGAAAAUCAAAUUUAAAGAUAAAUGCAGUUUAACUUAGGCUAAUGUCAUCUUUAAAAAAUAAAAUGUUUAUACUAUUUUUUUUAAAAACAGGAUGCAAUGUAAAUAGCUAAAGCAUUAAUUUUCUAUUAAAUAGCUUCUUCUGAUGUUGCUAUAUUCUGUUGUUUAAAUUAAAUAUCAGUUUAAUUUGUAGAGAUAAAGGAAUUAAUUAACAGGGACUAUUUUUUACUGAAUUAAGGUGUACAUUCUUAUAAGAAUUAUUAAAUGCUUUCUUUAAUUAUCUGCAUGAUCAAAUCUCUGGCUUAAUAAUAAAAAAAAAAGUAUUUUCAUGCUAAUUGUGUUUUAUUUAGUAUUUAUGUAAUGGUAGGUUCAUUUUUGUAAAUAUAUAAAAAUGGAAAUCAAUUAGCUGAAACAAAUAUUCUAUAAUUUUAAGAUUACUUAAAAGUAAAUUUUAGAAUGGAGUUCUGCUAAGUGUGAAGACAUUCAAAGGUUGAGUGCUUUUAAAUGUUUAUUUGUAGAGAAUUUUUCAUCAGCUAAACUGUCAAUUAGAACACAGUAGUCAAUUAAAAGAGACAACUUUCCUGCUAUUGUUUGAAGUUUAAACACAAGGAAUGAAAAUAUGUUCAAUGUAACUUUUUUGCAAGCCUCUAGAAUAUUUGUACACAAGUCACUAAGCAGCACUGGAUAAAAGUAUUUUUAAUAGAAUUAAUGCUGCUUAUAAUUGAAAAUAAAGCAGAAGUGAUUUCCCCUA